Messenger RNA from Cetraspora pellucida, 1260 nucleotides. The record is from the annotation of a GenBank genome assembly. NCBI's taxonomy places the organism in Eukaryota, Fungi, Glomeromycota, Glomeromycetes, Diversisporales, Gigasporaceae.
AUGUGGAAUCCAAAAAUAAAAUCAGGCAAAAUUAUUUUUUUCAUAAUUAUUUUUAUAUUUAAGUUUUCUGAAGCCAUUAGUUUUGUACCAGAAGCUCGAGCAGGACAUGUAGCAAUAAUAAUUGGAAAUCUGUUGUAUUUUAUGGGGGGUUCUCGUUUCAUUCCAUCUACAAAUCCGAUUAAGAGUUCAAUAAGAGUAUAUAAUUUAUCAGAUGAAGUUUUUUUCCUAAACCUUUCAUCUCAAUUCUCAACUAGUAGCCCACCAUAUGUAGACCUCACAGGUACUUCUGCACGAAUGAAAUAUGCAAGUGAAAAAGGCACUGUGGUUCUCGGAGGUGCUAAUAAUGAAAAUGCUUAUUUGAUUGGAGGUGUACAACAGAAUCUUACACGCCUUAAUGAAAUUGAUCGUAAUGCAACUAUAACUUCAAAUCAAGCAUUAAUGAUAGAUGAAAUUAAUAAAACGUACAAUACGACGGAUCAAUUCAUUUUUUUCUACCAGUCACAUGCAGAAGCUUGGUCAUAUCCUUUAAAUCAAAAAGGAACGCCGCCACCCAGACGAAGAUCAACUGCAACUAUAAGUCGAACUGGAAUAAUAUAUAUAUUUGGAGGGAGAGUCCAAGUAGACACAGGUUCACCUAUAUUCAUUUGCUAUAAUGACUUGUAUACAUUUGAUCCGGUAUUGGUAUCGUGGAAUAAAAUUAAUGCAGACAAUGCUCCUUCACCUCGAAGUCACGCAGCGCCAGUAUUGCUUCCAAAUGGCAAGAUUCUUUACAUUGGUGGCGUCUCUCAGACUGACCCUGGAAAGGACGCAGACCUAAUAGACAUGAAUGAGAUCCCAGUAUUUGACACGAUUUCUUCAAUCUGGUCAUAUAAAUAUGCAAGUCAAUCAAUCCGCAUUCAACCUCGAUUAGCUCACACUGCAACCUUAACACCAGACAAUAAUGAAAUUAUUAUAAUAGGAGGAAACUCAAGUAAUAUUACUAAUGAUUUAGUGCCACCAGUUGACCUCAAUUCCUUUAUUUAUAUAUUAGAUAUUCCAUGCAAAACAUGGGUAACUACUUUUACACCUGGUAAAUCAAUCUGUAACAUGGAUAGUAGAGGAUUAAAUAUUGGUGAAGUCGUUGGUAUUACUAUUGCUGGUUGUGUUGGCCUUGGUGCUAUUAUUGCCUUAAUAUAUUUUUUAGUAAAAAAAUAUAAGCCAAAGAUUAAUAAAGGGGUUGUAGACAAAAGACCGUUAUCACCAAUUGAGCAGCCCAAAUGA